This is a messenger RNA of Vollenhovia emeryi, 890 nucleotides long. Its product is annotated as bolA-like protein 3. The transcript has 4 exons. Bases 263 to 568 code for a protein of 101 amino acids. NCBI's taxonomy places the organism in Eukaryota, Metazoa, Arthropoda, Insecta, Hymenoptera, Formicidae. The record is from RefSeq and is a predicted model, not a curated record.
AAUCCCUAGGUUACGUGUGAACCUAACCUAUGGUCAGGUUAGGUUACGUGUGAACCGAUGAGCGUUGGCAGGCGUUAUUUGCCGUCGAUUUUCGUGAGCAUACGCGACAGGAAGGGACCUGGGGACGAUCGGGCCUCGGCGAGGGAUAAACGGGGACCGGCCACGCCGCGACUUGCCCGGCUAUGUUUCGACGCGUGUUCACGUCGAGCUCGCGCAGUGUAUCGAUAAGCGAUGAAAGUAAAAGGGGACCGUAGAAAGAAAGAUGAAUAAAACCAAACUGUUGCAGCUGCUAUCUCGACUGUGGAACGGAUCCAAUGGCGUGCUCGCGGGCGAGCAUGCCGAGCAGAAGAUGAUAUCCAUCCUGAGGAACAGAUUCCCACAGGCUCAACUGAUCGAAGUUACCGAUGUGUCAGGAGGUUGCGGCGCUAUGUUCGACAUAAAUGUCGUCGCCCCAGAGUUCAAGGGGCUGAAUACUGUAAAACAGCAUCGAAUCAUUAACGAGGUUCUUAAAGAAGAAAUCAGAGAUAUGCAUGGCCUCCGAAUACGUACGAGUAUUCCGCAGACGUAAAUUUUAGCUCGAGCAAUCGUUACGUUAAUUUUACAGGAGACAAUGUGUCUAAUGUUGAUUUUACUGUAGCUAUUAAUGGACAUUCCUAAAUUCCCCUCUCAAAAGUCUUCGAGGUAUCUAUUCAAGAAUUUUUAAAAAAUUUCUUCACUUCGAUCGAAACAUUCGGAACAAUCCUAGAUUUUCGCAUGUCUGAAAGAAUUUGUUGUAUAACGAAUCCAUUAUUAGCUCGUGUAUUCAAGAUCUGGAAAUCUUGUGUGAGAUACAGAGGACGUGUAUAUUUUAUAGAAUGUAAAGUUUGUAAAAAUAAAUAUUGUAAAAAGCA